Messenger RNA from Tarenaya hassleriana, 738 nucleotides. RefSeq names its product UPF0057 membrane protein At4g30660-like. The transcript has 2 exons. The record is from RefSeq and is a predicted model, not a curated record. Gene Ontology annotation, cellular component: membrane. Lineage: Eukaryota; Viridiplantae; Streptophyta; Magnoliopsida; Brassicales; Cleomaceae. Bases 73 to 297 code for a protein of 74 amino acids.
CUGAUAAUUAAUUGAAAUUGAAUCAAGCUCUAUCUCCGUCUCCCUCCCUCUCGUUCCCUGGGUCGUUGAAAAAUGCCGAGCAAGUGCGAGAUUUUGUGCGAAAUCUUGAUCGCGAUCCUUAUUCCUCCUCUCGGAGUCUGCCUCCGCCAUGGCUGCUGCACUGUUGAGUUCGUAAUUUGCCUGCUUCUGACAUUCUUAGGCUACAUCCCCGGCAUCAUAUACGCGGUCUACGCCAUUGUGUUUGUGAACCGUGACGAGUUCUUCGAUGAAUACAGGCGCCCUCUCUAUUACGCUUAAUCGAGUCACGCGCAUCGCGAUCUUGGCAAAGCAUCAUCACCGCCUGUAAACUCCACUUAUAUAUUGAAUUCAAGGUAUGUGCAUUCUGUCAAAAAUAUGAUGUGAUCUCAUUCUAGCGGUACAUUCUGGACGAUGUAACAUGGAUCUAAUAACUUCAUUGAUGUCCGCUGAUCAUCAUCCUUUGCAAUUUUGGCUCCCCGAUUAGAAGGGUUUUGCGAGUGUUGAAAGAUCCCAAAUGAACAGAUUCAAACUUGAUAAAUGGGGCGGAAGAGAUCGAUCGAGAAUUGUUGUUGCGAACAGAGUUUGGGGCUAAGAAAAGAUACUCAAGACACUGAGGGUCAUCAUUUACAUUUUGUUUUGGAUUUUUCCAUUUCUUUUAAAAAAAUUUAUGAAAAAAUCAUAUCACUUGAUUGAGUUUUUAUAUGGAUUCCAUUUGAUUGA